AUGGAGCCACCUCCGCCGCCACUUCCGGAUCCUGCGACAUCCCAAGCACGAAAGUUGAAAGACAAAUUUACCUGCGAUUGUGCCAGUUGCCGCGCGUCAGGGGCUCCGCGUGGUUUUCGAACGGCGAGGUCCUUAGCCGAACAUCGACGUCAGACUGCUGCACCUAAUUUGACGAAUCUUCCUUCCAACUUGCUGACUCGGACAGAGAAUGUGCUGAGCGAGUCCCGCGUUCUCGCUGCUGCCGCCAUAGUUCAUGAACGAGAGCAAGCAAGAAUUGGGGCGACGGCUGCGAUCGGCGGUGCCUUGCCUCCACCAAUACGGGUCGAAGGCUUUUCCACACAUGUUCAGCACAAGUACAGGGCGGUGGCUUCAAUCUCAUUAGAGGCAGAACAAGUGGCAGAACUACGAAUUGAAAUGGAUGCGCUGUGUCCUCCUCAACCCGGCCUGAACCUGGCAGCGCUGGAAGUCGGUAUCGGACGGAUCAAUCGCCACCUCGCCAAAGUACGCCAGCUUCAGGCCCGUUUCCAGGUAGCCUCCAAUGCCCACAAGGAGGCGGCGGCGCAAUCGCUGAUUCAUCAAGCUAUGCUCAAGCUCGAUGAGAUAUGGAAUGACGCCAUGACCGUCAAGCAAUCCUGGGAGAAUGCCUCCGCAAGCAUCAGGCCGAGUCGUAAUGACCUUGAAGACAUCACUUUUGAAACUGGCCAUUAUCACGAACCGCUCUUCCGCGAUGUCGCAGUGUGGAUGCAGAUGAUCUUCUAUUUGAUUGUUGUUUGCUCCACACUUUUGCACAUCUCUCGUCGAGGUUGCCUUUGGGUCAUGAUGUCGACCCAAGAUAUUGUUCGCCGUGGGCUUGGAACUUCCAAUUCCCCUGCUCUACAAGAGUUCAGGGACGUCCCAACCAUGCAGGAACACUUCAAUCUCGACACGGCAUAUACCAUUCACGCAUCUUGCCCUGCAUGCCAUCAUACACAUCGACCGGAGGGCGAGGGCCCGGGAAUGAUAUAUCCUUCGAUUUGUGUGAAACGGGACAGGCAAGGUCGCAAAUGCAACACGCCCUUGCUGCAACCACAACAUGCCUACGGUCGUGAAACCACGGUACCUAUCCGACCCUUCAUCGAAUUCCACUUCGUCGACUGGUUGGCUCGCUUCCUCGCUCAUCCCGGCAACGAGAAGAAAAUGGACAAAAGCUGGGAUCGCCUGAACGCGGAACCCGUCGACCUCACGGACGUUCUGGACGGCUCCUUUGUCCGAAACUUCAAGGGCCCUGACAAGGCACAUCACUUCAGUGUUCCGUCAGAGGAUGGGGAAGGACGUUAUAUAUUCUCACUUAACUUCGACUUUUUCAAUCCACUGGGCGCGAGACAGUCCGGGAAGAAGAUAUCCGUCGGCGCCUUUUCCCUCGUCUGUCUCAAUCUGCCCAUCGAAGAGCGGUACCGGACGGAAAACAUGUUUCUCUGUGGGAUCAUUCCAGGGCCCAACGAACCGCCGCUGGAUGCAACCAAUUUGUACUUCGCACCACUCGUCGACUGUUUUGUCAGACUCUGGCACUGCGGCGUACGAUUCACAAAGACAUGCGAAUAUGCGUUGGGCCGGCUCGUACGAUGCGCGAUUGUCGCUUUUGUUUGUGAUCUUCCGGCAGCUCGAAAGAUUUCGGGGUUUGCGAGUGCGUCGCACACGCAUUUCUGUACUGUCUGCAAGUGCACCCGUGAUACUGUUGAAGAGCGCAAGGCAGCGCAGGGAGACAAGGCCGCCAACCAAUACACUGGUCGUGGAGUGGGUUACAAUGACAUCCGAGUUGACGACUGGCCUUUGAGGAUGGACGGAGAAUGGCAAGCUGCGGCCCAGGCGUAUCGGAACGCGGCUCAUCCCACUCAGGCGCAGGCCUGUUUCAAUAGUAGCGGGGUCCGCACUUCGGAGUUCCUCCGAUUGCCAUACUUCGAGCCGACGAAGAUGAUUGUGGUCGACCCUAUGCACAAUCUUUUCCUCGGUCUCCUUCACGAGACUUUCCGUAGAGUCCUCGGGUUCUCGGAAAAAGCCAACGAUGGCCCCGCCGUGCACAGACUAUCGAUAUCUCUCAGUCCCACCGACUUCCUGAUCUCUGAGAAGGACGCAGGCCAAGUACAGGAUGCGAUUCGUUUUCUCGAGACGAUCUCGAAUGCCGAGCUGGAAUACGAUGACGACGAAGCCGAGCUGCAUAGAAAGUUGAUUAACUUAUCAAAGUCUGCGCUUGUGCAUGUGGCCCGAGGUCUAGGCUGUCCUACAGAGCGUGAAGUACCUGCCUUACUUAACUCUCUACAUCAAUCGUCAAAGAAAGCUCUUUCAAAAGCGAAACUUGUUGACGAGCUCAUCAGCUGGCGCCGCAAGCAGGUAGAGACUGUGCCCAGUAGGGAUGAUGGUCGACUCGAAAUCGGCCAUGUCAUCACCAAAGGAGAGAUGAAAGCACUUUGGGCAGACAUCGCUGCCAUGCACACACCGUCUUGGGUGUCAUCAGUGCCUCGCAACUAUGGAUCCGCACAACACGGGAAGCUGAAGGCAGAUCAAUGGCGAGCAUUGGCUAUGGUGUAUAUCCCGGUAACUCUCAUACGACUAUGGUCCGAUUCGACGUUGCAACGUCAGGGGCUCUUGGACAUGACCAUGCAUUUAAUUGCUGCCGUGGAUCUGGCUUCUUCGCGAAAAAUGAUACAAGGAAACGACGCAAAAGUACAAAAUCAUCUGCUCAAGUAUCGAACCGCACUCCACGCUUGUUUCCCCGAGUACACGGCUCAUCCCAACCACCAUCUUGCUCUACACAUCCCCCAUUUCUUGCGUUUGUUUGGACCCGUGCAUGGAUGGUGGGCGUAUCCGUUCGAACGAAUGAAUGGCAAGAUGCUUAGGAUCAAGACCAACUACAAACCUGGCGAAUAUGAAAUCACCAUAGGAAGACGGUAUCAACAGAUGGCCAACGUCUAUCGAUUGGAGAGUAGUGCCGUGUUUCCCGUUGCAAACGAACUGAAGUUAAGAUUUGACCAAAUCUUUCGUGGGGUUUCCGCCACGAAGUCAGGGGGCUCCAAACAUCCCGUCACACUCAAAGAUUGCGCGUCCGCUUUCCAUCGGUCGAAAAUCACACUUCCUCUCGCGAACCGGACGUUCAGCAACGUCAAGUACAAGGGCCUUUCGUACUCGACCCGACACAAGCACCGUGGUAACAGCUCGGUAUACUAUACAACGGGUGGUACACGUCAACCCCUGGCCAUUGAGCACAUCAUCCAGUCUUUAGUUGGAGCCGAGCCGGUGUAUGUUGUGUGUCGUCCGUAUCGGCCAGUUUGCCUGCUUCAAGAUCCAUUCUUGAAGUAUCCAGACUUCGGCGGCAAGAUCUGGAGCCGUGACCUAGAAGCUGACGAUAAGGGUGUCGUGCUCACUCUUGAGCAGAUCGAAGGACAUUUUGCAAGUUGCGACAUGAAAGGACUGGUAACUGUCGACGGAUCGUUUUGUGAAGGCAUGAUUGUGGUUCCAUUACGAAAGUCCCUUGCCACCGACUCAUGCUUUGUCGGAGCAGGAGACGACCGCGAGGAGGAUGAAGAUGAGGAUGUAGAAAUGAGUGUAUAUUGA
Mycena citricolor is the source of this 3588-nucleotide messenger RNA. The record is from the annotation of a GenBank genome assembly. NCBI's taxonomy places the organism in Eukaryota, Fungi, Basidiomycota, Agaricomycetes, Agaricales, Mycenaceae.